Molecule: messenger RNA, 3873 nt
Organism: Opisthocomus hoazin
Lineage: Eukaryota; Metazoa; Chordata; Aves; Opisthocomiformes; Opisthocomidae
Source: RefSeq, a predicted model, not a curated record
AUGGUCCUCCAGGGGUUUACCUGUAGCAGUGCUGUCAUGCUCCCAGGAAUAAUCACAAGAUUAAAGAAAAAGUCCCAGUCGGUGGAUAUUAGUGGGCCAGGAUGCAACCCAGUGGCAGCUGAAGCUCAAACACCUCAGCCCAGUAAAUCUUUGCUUGCCACUAAGACAGCUACUUCUGAGGAGGAACAGAACAACACAGCAAACACCCAAAGACGCAAUCCACGGAGGAGUGAGUUGAAGAGAUAUUACACCAUUGACACUGGCCAGAAGAAGACCCCAGACAAGAAAGAUGGGCGACGAAUGUCUUUUCAAAAGCCUAAAGGGACUAUUGAAUAUUCUGUGGAAUCAAGAGAUACUUUAAACAGUAUUGCUUUGAAAUUUGAUACAACACCCAAUGAACUGGUUCAAUUAAAUAAGCUUUUCUCCAGAGCAGUCGUUCCCGGACAGAUUUUGUAUGUUCCUGACCCAGACUACAUUUCUAGUGUGGACAGCUCCCCCUCUUUAAGUCCCAUAAGUCCCCUAUCGCCUACAUCUUCCGAAGCAGAGCUUGACAAGGCUACAGUAAAUGAUCCAGAUGGAGUCCAACGGAAAGAGUCAUCUGCUUCACCAGCACAUGCAUGUGUUCGUCCUGCAAGAGUGGUAUCAUCCACCUCUGAAGAGGAGGAAGCAUUUACAGAGAAAUUUCUAAAAAUUAAUUGCAAGUACAUCACUAAUGGCAAGGGUACAGUCAAUGGUGUGCUGCUAGUGACGCCAAAUAAUAUAAUGUUUGAUCCUCAUAAAAUGGAUCCUCUGGUCCAAGAGAACGGCUGUGAAGAGUAUGGCAUCAUGUGUCCAAUGGAAGAAGUGAUGUCAGCUGCUCUGUAUAAGGAAAUUGUGGACAGCAAAAUUAAGGAUUCAUUAACCAUAGAUGCAGAACAGCUGUCUGUAAGGGAACUUUGCCAUUCCAAGAAAGCUGCAAAGAGCAAUACAGAUGAAAUGGAUUCCAGGAUUCGGGAUACAGGCAAUGACAGUGCUAGUACUGCCCCAAGGAGCACAGAGGAGUCUCUUUCAGAAGAUGUUUUCACAGAAUCAGAACUCUCUCCAAUACGUGAGGAACUUGUUUCCUCAGAUGAGCUUCGACAAGACAAAUCUUCUGGAGCGUCAUCAGAAUCUGUCCAAACAAUAAACCAGACUAGUGUUGAAUGUUUAACAGUCAUUUCAGACUCAAAUGAAGCUGCCAGUGACUUAAAACCCAGUGCUGAAACGGUUGUAAAUGAUAAACAGUUUGGUACCCACAGCUUAGGUUCAGAAAGUGCUGGAACGACUGUAAAGGAGGGAGAAGAACCUAAUGAAAAUAUUGCAGAUGUCCUCCAGCAGUCUUUGCAAGGAUCACAUGGUGAUGAAGUGUGUAACAAAGAGGCAGAAGUGGGCAAUAAUCAAGAUUACUCACUAGGAAAAGAACCAGAAGGAGAGGGAAAGAUGGGAGAGGAAUGUUGUGAAGAUACCACAGACUCUCAAAAGGAGGAGACAACUAGCAAAGGAAAAAUAGGGAGAGAGCAAACUCAAGACUCGGAGACAGAAGUUGAGGAACUCCGCAAACUCUGGAAGACCCACACUAUGCAACAAACCAAACAACAAAGAGAAAACAUGCAACAGGAUUCACGAAAAGAAAUGAGUCAGAAAGCUGUGGCUGCAGGAGAUGGGCAGUUAGAAGGUCCUUCUCUUACGAAAGAAAAAAGACGACAUCGAUCUCACAAGUUUCUGCGUCUCAGGGUUGGAAAACCCAUGAGAAAAACAUUUGUUUCACAAGCAAGUGCAUCAAUGCAACAGUAUGCACAGAGGGAUAAAAAACACGAGUACUGGUUUGCUGUUCCACAAGAAAGGACAGAUCACUUGUAUGUCUUCUUUAUCCAGUGGAGUCCAGAGAUAUAUGCAGAAGAUACUGGGGAAUCUCUUCGGGAACCUGGAUUUAUAGUGGUAAAAAAGAAGGAAGAGCCUGAAACUAGUGAAGAAUCUACUACUGAAAAUGCUGCUAAAGAGUGGGAGGUAGUGUCAGUGGCUGAGUAUCACCGCAGGAUCGAUGCUCUAAAUAGCGAAGAACUGCGCACACUCUGCAGACGUCUCCAGAUAACAACAAGAGAAGAUAUCAGUUCAAAACAGGCAACAAGUAUCAAAACAGACCUGGAGCCUGAAGCAUUUCGACCAAAUCUUAGCGAUCCCAGUGAAUUACUACAGCCAGAACAAAUUGAAAAGCUCACAAAGUCUCUUCCACCGCGGACCAUUGGAUAUCCAUGGACUCUUGUCUACAGUACUGCAAAGCAUGGCAUGAGCUUGAAGACUUUGUAUCGAACUAUGCUGGGAUUAGACACACCUGUGCUGUUGGUUAUCAAGGACAGUGAUGGACAGGUUUUUGGUGCACUAGCAUCUGAACCAUUUAAAGUGAGUGAUGGCUUUUAUGGCACUGGGGAGACCUUUAUGUUCACUUUUUCUCCAGAUUUUGAGGUUUUCAAAUGGACAGGAGACAACAUGUUCUUCAUUAAAGGAGACAUGGACUCCCUUGCUUUUGGUGGAGGAGGAGGGGAGUUUGCUCUUUGGCUCGAUGGUGAUCUCUACCAUGGAAGAAGUCAUUCAUGUAAAACAUUUGGGAAUCAUACACUUUCUAAGCGAGAAGACUUCAUUAUUCAAGACAUUGAAAUUUGGGCUUUUGAAUGAGUUUGGGACAAAUGCUGACAAUAUUGAGCUACGUGGCAAGGACUUAGCGCAUAGCAAGGGAAUAGAAGAACCAUAGUUCCACAAAACUAAAAGGCUAAAGCAAGCAAAACUUGGUGAACAAUUUGUAGCUAUAGUAGGGCAUUAAAAGUACAGAAGCAGAUGCAUCUUUUUUCAACAUAAAGUGUCAGAUCUAUACUGUUAUACUGUUGUAGCCGUGUAGCACAUCAACUCCAAGAAUAUAGCUUAUUCCUGUCCAAAGAAAAAAAUAGUUGUGAUGUUUUUGAGUGGGUCUAUGUUGUAAAUUUACAGUUAGCACCAGCUCUGAUUAAAAUGAGAUAAUGUACUAUAGGUAGACAAUAUUGUAAUUCAGUACACUCGUGGAAUAUGCAAACUUACUGUCAUGUGACCUCAAAAAAAAAAAAAAAAUGACAGGCUAAAAAACAGUUCCAGUAGCUCUUGUCCACUUUUGUAGGAAAAUUGAUAAGCCAUUGUGGCAAUAACAGCUCAACAAAACUGUUUGUUUCGAAGCUUUUAUUCUGUGUUCUGCGAAAACAAAACAACAACAAAAAAAAAAAAAAAAAAAAAAUUGCUGCUAAGUGUGACAGUGACUGACUUUGUGCUGAUAUUUCAGCUAUUUCAGAUGAACAUUGUAUAUUAUCUUGUAAAUUAAUGUUUAAAGUAGUUUUGUUAUUAUAGAGAAAUGUUGAUUGACGGGUUGCUUAUAGCACUUUAAAUUAUUCUAGAAAUGGAAUAAAAGCCAAAUGAGUUGGCUUAAGUAGAUGUAGUUGUAUAUUAUUUCAAAAUAUUUACAUCUCUGGACAGUUUUAAAAACUUGUUUGAAGACAGCUUACUGCUAUGGUAAUGAGAAAGGGCAGAGGUUUCAUCUAUAAUAUGCUAAUACUCAAUAGGAAUAGAAAUACAGGGCUUUGUUUCCUGUGUCUGUGUAUAGCUCUUUAUCCUUAUUAGAACUUAGUACAAUGUGUAGACUAAAUGUUUACAGAAUAAGGAACUGUAAAUAAAUUGAAAUGGCUUUUCUCCCCUUUGGUCUUCCACAGCAGUAUUAUUGUCUUUGUGGAGUUAAGACUGAUUAUUACAACAACAAAAAAAUCCUGUAAUGGAUUUUAAGUACUAUAAGGUCACAGUGAUGUAUAGCAAAUAAAUCUAAAUAUAUGUAAAAAUAAA